UAGUACCCACUGCGCGCCGUGGGUAGAAAUCCCUUUCAGAUUCCACCGUGAGAGACCGAGAGAGAGAGAGCGAGAGAGAGAUGGGGUGGAUCGGCGAAACCAUGGACUCCAUCCGCUCUCUACAGAUUCGACAAGUCCUAACCCAAGCCGUCAGCCUCGGCAUGAUCGUCACAUCGGCACUGAUAAUAUGGAAGGGAUUAAUGUGUAUAACUGGGAGUGAAUCACCUGUCGUCGUUGUUCUUUCUGGAAGCAUGGAACCUGGCUUUAAGAGGGGUGAUAUAUUGUUCUUGCAUAUGAGCAAGGAUCCUAUUCGUGCUGGGGAAAUUGUCGUAUUUAAUGUUGAUGGGCGUGAGAUUCCAAUUGUCCAUCGAGUAAUUAAGGUUCAUGAACGACAAGAUACUGGGGAGGUUGAUGUUCUCACCAAAGGAGACAAUAAUUUUGGUGAUGACAGGCUUUUAUAUGCACAUGGCCAGCUCUGGCUUCAACGGCAUCAUAUAAUGGGAAGGGCUGUUGGGUUUUUACCAUAUGUUGGCUGGGUGACCAUUAUCAUGACCGAAAAGCCUAUAAUCAAGUACUUGCUUAUUGGUGCCUUAGGGUUGCUGGUCAUAACUUCAAAGGAGUAGAAAUAUGUCACGAUUUCAAGGCCUGGUUAACCACACUCGUAAGCAUUUAAUGCACCCAGUGGGUACUGCAAGGACUCCAUUUGGACUCCAUUUUUUUUCACCUUCCAUCCUCUGUAAACUGAAUUGAAAUGUUAGUUUUGAAAGAUAAAUUUAGUUAACUAA
This is a messenger RNA of Magnolia sinica, 785 nucleotides long. RefSeq lists its product as uncharacterized. Bases 81 to 623 code for a protein of 180 amino acids. The record is from RefSeq and is a predicted model, not a curated record. Gene Ontology annotation, molecular function: serine-type endopeptidase activity. The transcript has 8 exons. NCBI's taxonomy places the organism in Eukaryota, Viridiplantae, Streptophyta, Magnoliopsida, Magnoliales, Magnoliaceae. Gene Ontology annotation, cellular component: signal peptidase complex; membrane.